Ananas comosus (pineapple) is the source of this 846-nucleotide messenger RNA. RefSeq names its product translation initiation factor IF-2-like. The record is from RefSeq and is a predicted model, not a curated record. NCBI's taxonomy places the organism in Eukaryota, Viridiplantae, Streptophyta, Magnoliopsida, Poales, Bromeliaceae. The transcript has 2 exons. Bases 1 to 846 code for a protein of 281 amino acids.
AUGCUCGCACCCCGGCCGCCGGCAGGUUCCCCAGUCGCCGGAAGUCUAGAACCCGGCCACCUCCUCCAUCCUUCUCUCUCAACCAAUCCAUCAACCUCCUCCAUUUCUGUCCGAGGGCAACCCAGGAGUGUCAUCACGGUCGAGCACCACCUCUGGCAGCGGCCCCGACCUCCGUCGUCCCGCCGUGCAGGCUGCCGCCGUCCCCACGCGCCGCCGUCGCGGCCUGGACGCCCUGCGGCCGAGCCUGACCUAGAUCUGGCCGAGCCUGGUCCCGCACCGCCUCCAUGGGCCCCGUCGGCCUUGGACUACUAUGCCGGCUUCCCCGGCGUCGUCACCGCCGGCCCCUGCCGCUCCCGUGCGCCGCCGGCGCUGCCUCUGCUCCCUGCGGCCACCACGGUCAGCCCAGACCGAGCUCGGGUGGGCUCGAGGCCCGCGCGCCGCCGCCACUCCAGAUCGGCCGCGCCGUCAUUCCUCACCCUCCGGCUACCUCCGGCGCGCGUCCCCGGCCAUCCCCGACCACCGCCGGCCGCAGCCCGAAGCUCCUGUAACCGCCCAGACGCUAUGCGGGCCGAGGCUGAGCCUUCGUGGCCUCCGCGCGUCGCCACCGCCUAUGGGGGGGAGCACCACCUCCCCUUCGGCCUCCGCCGCCGGUUAGUUGCCGCCCCGACCUCCUCCGGCCGCCGCCGCGCCGCCGGAAAGAUCGAACCCGAGAAGGAUUGGGUGGAGUCGAUCUCCUCCGCCGCGCCACCGGUCGUGCUGAACGUCGUGCUCACUUCCGUCGAGCCCUGCGAUGCCUUGGUUGCUCGGGCAACCGCGAUCUUCCUGCGGUGCGCGCUGCAUCGCUGA